AUGAAGGAUCCUGUAGUUAGCGGUUCACCAGUUGUUGACGCGGCAGUGCUGCCAUGCACUCAACUCCGCGCUAACCGUCGCAUGCCCCUGUUGUGGCUUCCCAUGUCUCUGUGUAAGCAGUUGUAUUCGGAGCAUGGAGAGGGCAAUGCAACAACCAUCGGACGUAAUGGUGAGGACAACAUGCAUGGUAACAUGAGCGGGGACAGUGUUGAGCAGGUGCUAGAGUGCCUCUCUGGUUUGGAGCGUGGUGUUCUCAAUGCAGUAUUGAGGCAGCCCUUCCUCCCCAUCCACACACUUCGUGAGGCGUUCCCAGUUGGGAGGAAUUACAAUUUUGACGACGAUUUAUUUGAGAUCCUUGUGCGGGUGGCCAGCAAUGUCGACUCCGUUACCGCCUCUGCCUCCGCGGAAGUGGAAGUUCAUAUGGGCACGGCUGCUGUUGUCGUGGUGCUGAACUGUUACGAACAUGAGCCAAACUUGGCCCUCAAGGCGGUGGGAUACGUUUUCGAGAAAUACUUUAAAAAUUGUGCCUGCCGCUGCGUGGUGCUCGACCCACCAGCAGACAUAGAAUCAGGUGGUCUACGGGAAGUUCUCAUCCCAGUCUCUACAGGAGCAUCCAUUAAUGACGUGGCUAACCACGUCUUGAGAGAGGUUGCAUUUGCCAUGGUGCGGCGCGCAGACGCACGACUCGUUGAGCUGUCGUCGAUGAUCGCGUCAAUAGUUGAGGCGAAACCUGGACCAAGUGACCUGAGCAGCGUCUUGAGAUUUAAGAGUAGUAGCAAGAGUGGGAAGGGAAGUGCCACCGCUGAUGCUGCGCCGUCAUACGGUUCGGGGACAUCGCUGAUGAAAAGAAAAGGGGAUUUGCUGCUUAUUUUAGGUUCGUUCAACGCUGCCCUCAUGUCGUAUGACGAAGCUCUAGGAGGAGCAGAUGCGUUGUGGUGCGCGGCAACAUUGGAGGCGAUUGCCACACUACGAUUCAUGCAGAAUGCACCGCUGCUUGCGUUGAGGGAAAGCGCUGAGUCCACAUUUGUAUCGCUUGCAUUUGACGGUUCAGUGUGGUCGAAUGACAUGAAAAAAACUAUGGAUGAGAUAGAUAAAGUGACAUCAACCCUCCAAGUCUCCCAGCGGAAGGCACUUACUGCUUUAAAGCGUAACACUGCACUUUCAGUCUUGGGGAAAAGGUUAACGAAGGAAGUAGAAGACCCCCUUUCAUCGCAGUGCGAAAGUCUUAGGCGUCGGAUCAGAUCACUUGACGAAACGAUGUCCAACGAAAGAGUGGAGAAAUACGGGAGGAGGGCUCUAGGGUGCCUGCGGCAGAUUAUUCACCUUAGUUUCCAUGAACUACAUCUUUACCUCAACGAGGCACUACAGCUUCUAAGAACUGUUGUAGGCGCAAGGACUCUUUUGCGGGAAAGGGAGUUGAACAUACACGUAAAGCGAGCAGAACUUCUGGCAGAGGAGGGCGACAAACAGUCUAUGUUAGAGUGCUUCAGUUUAAUAAAGGAUCUGGCCGCCCAGAGCGGUGAUGGGACUUUGCAACAGCGAAUUCGUACGCAAAUACCCCGUAUCUGUGCUCGUGCGGGUUGUUGUCGGAAAGCAAUACAUUAUAUCGCCGAUGCAGCACUCACCCAGAGGCGGAAGGGGGCGAAUGGAUCCGCGAUUUUGCUACUUUUGAUGGCGUGUCGAGUAGCUGGCAUUCCAUUUCCCGAAAAUGGUUUAGGUGACGACAUUACCGUCUUGACUUGCAGUCGACAGGGGCAAGAUAUUUUGAGCCCUGCCGUUGCCAACGGUGACGCAAAAAGUAGUAGCACAAAGAAGGAAUGUGCGUCGUUGAGGUUGGGUACACGUCCCUGUGAGGCACAAGCUGUACCAUUACUUACAGAACUACUCGACGCCAUAACGGAGGAGGGAUUUGACUCUGAUGCCAAGUGUUCUGUAGCCUCCAUGCUGCUAUUUGAUUACUACCCGUUUCUCAGUGACGACACGCAGGAGUCGCUGAUGACACUCAUUGCGAAAAAGAGUGCACAUUACCAGUCACUUCACUGCUCGACACCUCCUUUUCUGGACGAUAUGGAGGUACUCCCGUUACCUCCACAUUUGGAACCGAAAACAAUUUCACUAAGCGGGGCGCAAUUCACCUUUAUUGACACCGGACGACUUAAGAUGACUGUACUCACUUUAAACGGGAAGAUUAUUCCUCAGGGACAGGUGGUGUGGUCUGUUGGUACUGUCGGUGAGGUGACAGUGGUAUUGAAAAACCCUCUUCGUACACAAGUUGAACUCUCAUCCGUCGCACUUAGCUGUUGCCCUGUCUCGUCGCUCAACGGUGACGGUGGCACCACGAACUUGGAAGAGGAACACGGUCUGACCACCGAUGCGCCGUCGACUUAUGUGGUAACCAAUGUCACGCUUCAGCCCAUGUCGAAGCUUCAGUUGUGCCUGCAAGUGCUGCCAACUACACCGGGGUUUCUCUCUGUGAAGGGUGUGGAGAUUAGGUUCAGCAACAUGCCGUGGUGUGGAACUUUUAUGAUGCCUGUGAGGAAGCCAGAGGUGAUACCUGUGCUACAGGAACUACCGAUGGUAUCGUGCGCCCUUGGGGUGAAUGAGGUAGAGAUUUUUUGCGGGCAAACAGUUGAAUUUACGUUACACGUGGUCAACACUGGUAGGGUGCCGGUGCACAAAUUUCAAAUAACGGUUCACGACGAAUCCUGUCAAUUAGACACGUGCGAAGGGUGCAAAGAGCGCUUAAGUGCCUCCUCCCUAUACGUCACUAUCGAACGCGAUCCCUCCACUGAGCAACGUUCAGAAUCCUCACUUGAAGUUGGUGGCGUCACAACUAGGCGCGUCACAAUCGCUUCACCCCUGGGAAGUGACAAUAAGGCGUUUCAGCACAUUGUGUUCCGCACGUGUAUGGAGUUGCCAUAUAAUCAGCCUACCGCUCCCCCCGGCAUUCCUAGUGCCGUUCCCGUCUUUGCUGUCAUCCCGAGACGCGUUCAGGAAACAUACCUUCGUGUCUUUGAGGCUCCAAGUUUAGCGGUAACAUCUGUUUCCCUUUCACGUGACAGGAGGUAUGUAGAGCUGUGUGUGCGGAAUAUGAACACGGUUCACACGAUUGAGUUGCUGUGUAGUCACUUGAGUUUUGCUAAUAUACCGGAUGCACUGAUUGUUGCAGGAGCUGAGUACCUUGUUCCACCCAUUGAGAUAAUCAAGGUGCCACGCGGAACGAAGCAAAUUCCACUCCCAUGGGUGGUUCGAGGACAGCCCAAGUGCGGUGGCACACUUUACGUGGACUUUUCAAUUGCCUCAGCAGAAGCUGUAUGCAUGGAACCACUGGAAGAUGCCAUCGUCACCAUCAAAACACUCCCAAACGAUCUUGGUGGACUUCGUAAUCAACAGUUGGUAAACGUUACCGGAGGUGAGUUGGCUUCAAUCAUAUUACCUGUAAUGAAACCUGUGCAACUACUUGUUUGUGUGAGCGCACCGUGGAAGCGUGUCGUUCCGCUGCGGGUUCGUCUUGCAAUGGAGCAACAAGCGCUUGAUAUGAGCGUAUUGAGCGGUGCCGUUGACGCGGUGCACACUGUAGGCGGUGGGGAAACCAACGAUGCAACUCGGUUGUAUCAGGAGGUAGUAGAGGUUUUUGCCUUUAAAAUGGGAGAACACCCACUUUCCGUAACGCUAUCCGACGCGGAUGGGCGAGAGACAACACACACUGUAAGGUUGCAGUGGAAACACAUCUGA
Trypanosoma brucei brucei TREU927 is the source of this 3735-nucleotide messenger RNA. RefSeq lists its product as hypothetical. The record is from RefSeq and is a predicted model, not a curated record. Bases 1 to 3735 code for a protein of 1244 amino acids. NCBI's taxonomy places the organism in Eukaryota, Euglenozoa, Kinetoplastea, Trypanosomatida, Trypanosomatidae. The transcript has a single exon. Gene Ontology annotation, cellular component: trans-Golgi network.